Molecule: messenger RNA, 540 nt
Organism: Alligator mississippiensis (American alligator)
Lineage: Eukaryota; Metazoa; Chordata; Crocodylia; Alligatoridae
Product: cytochrome c oxidase subunit 6B1
Exons: 4
Coding region: 121-381 (86 amino acids)
Cellular component (GO): respiratory chain complex IV; mitochondrion
Source: RefSeq, a predicted model, not a curated record
CUGGCGGACGCGCUGGGCGUCACUUCCGGCGGCGCUCUGUAUUUCCGGGUCCGUGCUGGCCGGGCACUGGGGCUGAAAGUCACUUUCAGGAAGGAGUUGCCGUAGCUCGGAGUAAGGGCCAUGGCCGAGAGCAUCCAGGAGAAGCUGAACAAGUACAAAACGGCGCCGUUCGACAGCCGCUUCCCCAACCAGAACCAGACCCGCAACUGCUGGCAGAACUACCUGGACUUCCACCGCUGUGAGAAGGCAAUGGCCACCAAAGGAGCCGACCCCCUGCCCUGCCAGUGGUAUCACCGCGUCUACAAGUCGCUCUGCCCCAUCUCCUGGGUGAACAACUGGGACAGCCGCCUGGAAGACGGCACUUUCCCUGGCAAGAUCUGAUAGGCUGACAGCUGCGGGUUGGGUGCUCUGCCCACCCCCCUGGGGCACAGCGCCUGGCACUGAGGGGUAGGUGGUUUCAGGCCCGUCCGCCUGCUGGUUCCAGUGCCGGUCUCGUUUGGACUCGCAGGGCUGUGAGACAAUAAAAGGGAUGAAAACCGG